Molecule: messenger RNA, 255 nt
Organism: Haemonchus placei
Lineage: Eukaryota; Metazoa; Nematoda; Chromadorea; Rhabditida; Trichostrongylidae
Source: the annotation of a GenBank genome assembly
AUGCAAGGCUGCGCAGUAUACGACGCUAUUAUUUGGUGGUCAAUCGCAGGUGGUAUGGCUGAUAUUGCCGACUUCAGCAAUCACCAGGGAACGAAAGGCGAAGUGUUCAUCGACCGCGAUCCCACCCUAUUCAAAUACAUCCUUAACUACUUACGAGAUGGUCGAGUGAUGUUCGCCGAUGAUCCCCUCACCGCAGCGCUACUAUUUCAGGAGGCAAAGGUACACUUGAAGGUACUUUUCUACCAGAAAAAAUGA